AUCAGCACGGCCGGGGGCUGCCUGGGAGAAGGGAGAGGCUACAGCCACGCUGGGCUCGGAGCGGGAGAGGAAGAAGAGGAAAAAGAAGAAGAAGAAAGAGAGGAGGGAGCCAGGAGCCGUGCGCGGCACCGCUGAGGCGAAAGAAGCGAGCACCCCUCGUCAGGACGGGUCGCCACAAAAAAUGCGGCGCGAGGUCCCGCGCGCCCCGCGCUGAUUGGCCAACAAUUCCCGCCGCUCGUUCUCUCCGCCUUCCUAUUGGCUGCUGCUUCCCGCCCAGCUCCCGCGCGCUGCCCGCCGCCGCCCCUCAGCGCCCUCAGAGCCCUCGGCGCCCUCAGCCCGGGAUGGCGGCAGCUGGCGGCGUCCGUGGCUCCCAGCCCGGGCUGGCUUCGGCGUCCGGCAGCGCCGGCGACACCUCCCUCCUCGGCAGCGCCACAGUGUGGCCCUUGAAGCGCUACGCUCGCUUCAUCCCCCCGAAGGACGGUGACGAGGAGGGGCAAAGCACCUCUUGGAAGGUGUUUGAAUCAAAUGAAGAAUCCGGCCCUCUAGUCCUUACCAUUGUGGAGUCUGGCCAUUUCUUUAUUUCCCAAGCGCGAACAGUGCUGGAAGGCUUUUCCCUGAUUGAUUCCCACAAGUGGCUGAAGAUCGUGAGGAAAGCAGAGUGCCUGCUGCUCCAGGCACAGGCCAAGAACGAGUGCCGCAUGUUCCGCGUGCAGUUCGGAGGCAGCUGCAGGGAGGAGAUGCAGCAGCACUGCUGCAGCUGUGUGCAGAAACUCAGCCGCUACGUCCCGGUGCAGGGCGCGGAGCACAGCCAGGACACCCCGGGCAUGGACACGGAGCACGCACCAGAUGAGCCUCUCUCAGAAUCCUGCACAAGCCUUGGAGAAAGAAAAUCUGUAGCACAGCUCGCACAGUCGAUGCUGCGGCAGCGCCCGGAGCUGCCCCCGGUGCUGCGGCACCCGGCGUGGAGCGCCCGCGAGCUGGGGCCCUUCAUCCGCCUCUGCCUCAUGGACCAGCACUUCCCAGCCUUCGUGCAGGACGUGGAGAGGGAGCUGCACAGACUGGCCGAGGAAUGAGGCACGACCGGCCCUCCGCGGGGUGUGCGCAGCUCCCGUGAUUAAAGGUUGAAAAACGAGGCCUACA
Messenger RNA from Prinia subflava (tawny-flanked prinia), 1140 nucleotides. RefSeq names its product REC114 meiotic recombination protein (gene REC114). The record is from RefSeq and is a predicted model, not a curated record. The transcript is spliced from 6 exons. Bases 342 to 1073 code for a protein of 243 amino acids. NCBI's taxonomy places the organism in Eukaryota, Metazoa, Chordata, Aves, Passeriformes, Cisticolidae.